Messenger RNA from Mollisia scopiformis, 832 nucleotides. RefSeq lists its product as uncharacterized. The transcript has 2 exons. NCBI's taxonomy places the organism in Eukaryota, Fungi, Ascomycota, Leotiomycetes, Helotiales, Mollisiaceae. The record is from RefSeq and is a predicted model, not a curated record. The coding region runs from base 65 to 832 and encodes 255 amino acids.
GGAUAAUCAACAUCUAUCGAAAGCCAAAUCAACAAGCAUCACCCAACUUUAAUUAAAGAUCAAAAUGUCGAGCUACGAAUCUGUACUAUCAUCACUCUUGCCUCCAUCUCAACCACACAUAUUCAGUUCUCUACCUAUUUCUCCUCACAAGGCACUCAUACCAUCACAACAGAUAUCGUCCCUCGAAAUUCACCCCGUUCUCGAAUCCGCUCUUCACAUCCUGAAUCUGGAUUUACCAUCAGCGCAUUUCUUGCUGCGUCACAUGCAAGCCGAUCCCGUGUUCGAAGCCAUGUAUCUUCACGGCAUCCUCCAUCGUGUGGAAGGUGAUAUUGAUAAUGCUAGAGCAUGGUAUUCAGACGUCAAGGAUCAAGAUGUGUUCAGAGCUGCUUGGCCAGGGAAAAACGGAUUGGAUGAUGCUGUGAAGUUCUUGGGGAGAAUUGAAGAGAGGAAAGUUAACAGAGGGAAGAGGGAUGAGAUGGAGGAUGAGGAAUUAAGUGCGGAGAGUUUGAGGGAAAUGAAGGCUGUUAUUGGAUUUUGUGAAGGGAAAUUUGGGACGGAGAAAUUGUCGGAUGCGAGUCAGGUGUGGGUCAGCAUGAGUGAAAAAAAUAGCACCGAACUUAUCAUGUAUAACUGGCGAGAGACUCAGCACUUUCCAGUCCCAGAUUUCGAUAUUGAGAAGAACUGCAAGAACUCUGACGCUUUACUGGACUACCAGGAGACGCAUAAAGUCUCAAGUACUUACGGUUUGAGGGAUAAGAUGGUGAAGCCAGACGAUCCGAUAACUCUACCUCUGCCUCCGCAUCUGAAAGCUUUUCUUGAGGCGCAUGACUAA